UUUUUUUUUGUUAUGUUGUAUCAUUUUCUUGCACACCCCCUUUUUUUUCGAACUUUGAUACAUUUAUUUUCUUUACCCUUUUUUUUUAUAUACACAUAUAUUGCGUUCACUAACUAUAAUAUAACGAUUUCAGCAAAUAUAUAUAAUUAAAAGAAAUAUAUACAAAUAAAUAUACAUUUAUAUAGUUAUAAUGUCCGGAUCUAAUGCACGUCUUAAUAUUUUUCCUACGCGAAUGGCUCUUACAAAUAUGAAGCAGAAAUUAAAAGGUGCUCAAACUGGUCAUUCACUUUUGAAACGUAAAUCUGAAGCAUUGUCUAAACGUUUUAGAGGAAUUACAGUUAAAAUUGAUGAGCUUAAACGUAAUAUGGGUCAAGUUAUGCAGCUUGCUUCUUUUUCUCUUGCUGAGGUUCAAUACAUUACUGGCGAUAUUAGUUACCAAAUUCAAGAAGCCUCUAAAACAGCUCAAUUACGUGUUCGUGCUAAGCAAGAAAAUGUCUCCGGUGUUAUGCUUCCUGCAUUUGAAAUGUAUAAUGAAGGAGGAAAUGCAUUUGAAUUUACUGGUCUUGGUCGUGGUGGUCAGCAAAUCCAGAAGACUAAAGAAGUUUAUACAAAAGCUGUAGAAACAUUGGUUGAAUUAGCUAGUUUGCAGACAGCUUUUGUUAUCUUGGAUGAAGUUAUUAAAGCAACUAAUCGACGUGUAAAUGCCAUUGAGCAUGUUAUUAUUCCUCGUUAUGAAAAUACUAUCAAAUAUAUCAUUUCUGAAUUAGACGAGCAAGAUAGAGAAGAAUUUUUCAGAUUAAAGAAAGUCCAAAGUAAGAAGAAGGAGCGUGCUCAAAAUGAAGAAUCUAUCAGACUGCAAGAGGCAGAUCUUGCUGAAAAGCGUGGUCAUGAAGCACCAAUUCUUCAAGCGGCUUAUGAAACAGGUCAAAUUGACAUGCUGGAUCAUGAAGAUGAAGAUAUUAUUUUCUAGUUCUAAUAAGAAUCUUUUCUUAGCAAAAAAAAAAGGGGGAGCGUUAUAUAUAAAGGAAACAAUAAUAAAAGUGAUGAAUAAGAGAGAAAGAUUCCCUAUGAGAAGCAUUUUUCUUUCCUUUUCUUUUUCUUUUUUC
Molecule: messenger RNA, 1106 nt
Organism: Cokeromyces recurvatus
Lineage: Eukaryota; Fungi; Mucoromycota; Mucoromycetes; Mucorales; Mucoraceae
Product: D subunit of V-type ATPase
Exons: 8
Coding region: 191-970 (259 amino acids)
Biological process (GO): vacuolar acidification
Cellular component (GO): vacuolar proton-transporting V-type ATPase complex; fungal-type vacuole membrane
Molecular function (GO): proton-transporting ATPase activity, rotational mechanism
Source: RefSeq, a predicted model, not a curated record